GUAGCCGCCCUCGCGCGCCCCCGUCGCAGCCGGAUCGGCCGGCGGCGGGACUUCCGUGUUGGCGGGCUUCUGAACGCUGCCAUGGCUCAGGCGGUGCAGAACGUUACAUUGUCGCUCACUCUGCCCAUCACGUGCCACAUUUGCCUGGGGAAGGUGCGCCAGCCUGUCAUAUGCAUCAACAACCAUGUAUUUUGUUCAAUUUGUAUCGAUCUGUGGUUGAAGAAUAAUAGCCAGUGUCCAGCAUGCAGAGUCCCCAUCACUCCGGAAAAUCCUUGCAAAGAGAUUAUUGGAGGGACCAGUGAAAGUGAACCUAUGCUGAGCCAUAUAGUCCGGAAGCACCUUCGGAAAACUAGGCUUGAGUUACUCCACAAAGAAUAUGAGGACGAAAUAGAUUGUCUGCAGAAAGAGGUAGAAGAACUCAAAAGUAAAAAUGUCAGCUUGGAGUCACAGAUCAAAACUAUUCUGGAUCCUUUAACCUUAAUGCAGGGCAACCAAAAUGAAGACAAACAUCCAGUUGCAAAUAAUCCAAGUAAAACUGAUCCAGAAACUGUAGCAGAGUGGAAGAAAAAACUUAGAACAGCUAAUGAAAUCUAUGAAAAAAUGAAAGAUGAUGUAGAUAAGUUAAAGGAGGCAAAUAAAAAAUUGAAAUUGGAAAAUGGUGGCCUGGUGAGGGAGAAUUUACGACUGAAGGCUGAACUUGAUAACAGAUCACCCCAGAAGUUUGGAAGGUUUACAGUAGCUGCUCUUCAGUCCAAAGUAGAACAGUAUGAACGUGAAACCAAUCGCCUCAAAAAAGCCCUGGAACGAAGUGAUAAGUACAUAGAGGAACUAGAAUCUCAAAUCGCACAGUUGAAAAAUUCAAGUGAGGAGAAGGAAUCUAUGAAUUCCAUUUGCCAGAGAGCACUUUCUGCAGACGGCCAGGGGAGCGAAGGCAGUGGGGAGGAUAUGCCAUCAAAGAAUCAAGGUGACGGUGCCGGAAAGCAGCUCAGCUCAUCCAGCUCGAGUGCUCACCUGGCACAGCCUUCUAACAGUUCUGCCCGGCAGGAAAGCACCAGCAGAGCAGAACCAAACUGUUCUAAGAACAAAGACCUAUAUCAAAAACAGGUGGAAAUAAUGUUAGAUGGGACAGAUACAAGUAUGGAUACCUAUUUGGAAAGAGAAUGGGGUAAUAAGCCAAGUGAUUGUGCGCCCCACAAAGAUGAAGAACUGUAUGAUCUCCCAGCUCCCUGUACCCCCUUGUCCCUUAGUUGCCUUCAGCUCAGUACUCCAGAAAAUAGAGAGAGCUCUGUGGUCAAAGCAGGAGGCUCCAAAAUGCCCUCAAACCAUCUCAGAAAAUUGGUGUUUGAUGAUUUUUGUGAUUCUCCGAAUGUCUGUAGUAAAGAUUCUUCAGAAGAUGAUAGAAGUGAAAAUGAAAAGAAAUCAGAAUGUUUUCCUUCCCCAAAGACAGGGUUUUGGGGUUGUUCCACAAGCUAUGCCCAAAGCUUGGAUUUUGAAAACUCAGAGGGGAACACAAUAGCAAUUUCUGUUGGAGAAACUUCUUCAAAAUUGAGUGAGAAAUCAGGUUCAUGUUUAUCCAAGAGGUUGAAUUCUAUUCGCUCUUUUGAGAUGAAUCGGACAAGAACAUCCAGCGAAGCUUCAAUGGACGCGGCUUACCUUGACAAAAUCUCUGAGCUGGAUUCCAUGAUGUCAGAGUCUGACAACAGUAAGAGCCCUUGUAAUAACGGUUUCAAGUCAGUGGAUUUGGAUGGGUCAUCAAAGUCGUCUCAAGGCAGUGACUUUCUUGAGGAACCAGAUAAGUUAGAAGAAAGAACUAAGCCAAACCUUUCCAAAGAUUCUCUAACUACUGGUCAGUUAGUGAAUGGAAAUGAAUGGAAACCCACUUCAUUUUUCCUCCUCUCUCCAUCUGACCAAGGAAUGGAUGAAGAUUUUUCACUCCAUCCCUGUUCUGACUCAGGAACUAAUGAAAUCAAACCCCCAAGCUGUUUGUUUCAGACUGAGUUUUCCCAGGGUGUUCUGUUAAGUGGUUCACACCGGCUGUUUGAAGAUCAAAGGUUUGGGUCAUCUGUGUUUAAGAUGUCCUCAGACAUGCGUGGUCUCCAUAACCACCUUCAGUCUCCUUGGUCUGCUUCUUUCGUGCCUGAAAAGAAGAAUAAAAAUGUGAAUCAAUCGACCAAAAGAAAAAUCCAGAGCAGCCUUUCCAAUGCCAGUCCAUCAAAAGCAACUAAAAGUUGACUCAUUAGGAAGAUCUCAUUUAUGUUUUUGUCCUGAGAGGAAUAUAAGUUUUUAAAGUUACUUUUUUCCCCUCAUAAAAGUUUUUUGAAUUGGUCAUCUUUAGUCAAGUGUCAAGUCAAAAUGGUGGAUUGCCUGUACUUAGAAUACUUUGUGCAUUUUGAAGAGUUUGUUCUUUUUCAUUUUCAUUAGGGAAUCUUUUUGACCAGAAAAGGUAGAGAAAGGGUUUCUUUUUAAUGAAUAGUGUAUGUAUCCGGUUUGGGUAUAUUUUGUUUUCAAUCUCGAUUACACUGUUAGAUACAAUGGCCUAUUAGUGAGCCUCAGUCAUCUCGGAACGUUUAUUUCUUAAAUAUUAUAAAACUUUAUGUUUUAUCUACACAAUGCUCGUAGGACACUUGAGUUUCUUUAAAGCUUUUCCAUUAUUUUGCCUGCCCCCUUUUAUUUAUGUUUAGUGGUGGCCUUUUAUGCAAGGCCAUGAUGGAGAAAUAGCACUCUAACCUUAGCCCAGUCAAUAUUCAUUUACCUUUUUUUAGGUUUUACAUAGAUGUUUGCAUUUUUAAUAUGUUUGUUCAGUUUUUGUAAAAACGUUUUGCUAGUAUGAAAGAAUACGUUUCUAUGUGUAUGUUUUAUGUCAGAUAACUUUCAUUUGUUCAUCUUUUUGUGUGUGUUGAAAAUCGGAAAUUGAGCCCACUUUGAAAAAAAAGGCAUAGAACAGUUAGGGUUGGGGACCCUAAACACGGUAACGUCAUACUGCCAGACUUACCGGUACAGAAUCACUCACUGACAAGUUCUUGAUCCACUGACAUCCCAGGAGAGCUUUUUGGAGUGAUGAAGUUCUUGUUUGCAUGUCAUUGUUCUUUGUGAAAACAUGACGCAUGGUAGCAUUCUUGCUUGCACUGUUUUCUCUUACUUAAGAAAAAGAAGUUUUAGUUCGCUAAUAGAAUAUUUUUUAUGUAGGACAAAAUUUUGUUUUGUUUUUCAUCAAGAGUAUUGGGAUGAGAA
This is a messenger RNA of Rhinolophus ferrumequinum (greater horseshoe bat), 3231 nucleotides long. RefSeq names its product ORC ubiquitin ligase 1 (gene OBI1). Bases 82 to 2232 code for a protein of 716 amino acids. Gene Ontology annotation, molecular function: ubiquitin-protein transferase activity. Gene Ontology annotation, biological process: regulation of DNA replication; protein monoubiquitination. The record is from RefSeq and is a predicted model, not a curated record. Lineage: Eukaryota; Metazoa; Chordata; Mammalia; Chiroptera; Rhinolophidae. The transcript is spliced from 6 exons.